CAAUAAAUCAUAUAUAUAUAUAUAUAUAUGAUUUAUUUUAUCAUUACAUAUGUAUAAUCGAUUAUCAUUACUGCGAUUAACAUUAAUCAAAUUAUGUGAAGAAUUAACGGCUGCAGAUGUUUUGAUAAAAGCAUGACAGUGAUCUGUUAAACUCUUUGAUGUCAAUACAAAGGCUAUGUUUAUCUUUACAUUCUUACUAACUUUUCUUAUUCUAUCCCGUGGUAAAAUUCGUCGGAGUAAUGAUAUACUCGGGAACGAUGGGGAUCAAUUCCCUACUGUAUCACAAGAAACAUAUCAGUUAUCGAAUUAUGAUAUAACCUUUUGGAUUCGACCUUUACAAGUAGAGUAUUAUGCUUUUUUAGAGAACAGAGAAAGUUUUUAUACUGUUUUUGUAGAGUUAAAUGAUUCACCAUUUAUAAUAAAGAUCAUUGAUAGUUAUUACGUGAUAAAAUUAUUUUUCGAAUUAUACAAUUGUUCGAUUUUAAAUUUUGAGAAUUUAUGUUCAUUGGAAUUAAGAAAAUUCAGAAAAUCUAACUGUAUAUUCACAGAGGGUACAACAUAUACAACUAAGACAAAUUUAGAAGGCCAUCAAAAAUGGUGCAACAUAACAUUACUAAAUAUAAAAACUCCUGUUUUUAAUUAUUGCAUGAUAAUUGCAGAUGACCAGCGAUUGCAAAGACCAGAGGAAUUUCCUUUAUAUUUCAACGAUUUAUUACUAAAAUCUUUUCGUAUUCCUGGCAAUGUCCACAAAAUUGUCCGAUGUUUUAUCAUAAUGAUAAAUGGUAUUCGUACUACAAGAUGUGAUGUUAAUUGCCAUCGAAAACAACUGUUUUGCAAAGAUAUAGGACUUUGGACAUUUAUGAUGCCUGUUGUUACUUCAAAUUCAUUUUUUCGGUUACCUCCAAAUUAUAAUAACACCUGUGGAAAAGGACUAGUAUUGAUAGUAUCUUUAUGUUACAAUCAAAUAACAGAAAAAAAUACUAUAAAUUAUAUUGAUCCAGGAUUAUUUUACUGCCCAAUAAGUUUCAUGAAAUAUAUCUGUAAACUUGCAUCUAACAAUAAUGUCACGACAAUAGUACGUUUUACAGAAUAUCUUCCCAUUGAUGACUAUAUUCAAAAAAAUAUAUGUAUAUACAUUUUCGAAGAAGAAUUGAGCGACCAUAACCAGAAAAGCAAUGAAGUUUAUUAUAAUAAUGAUUUUAAAGAAGAGAUCCUAUUAGUAACUCCAAAAUAUAUAAAAUCUAUGAAAUCGUUGCGUCGUCACCUUCUGCAAAACAUAGAUCAUGGAUAUGGAUAUGGAAAUAUGGAUUAUAGUGCACAAGGAGACAAAUUUGCUUAUCAGGGAUAUGCGAGACAUAAAGAUUCAAUCAUGAAUGAAAACAAAGAUGAAAAUGAUGAUGAUGAUGAUGAUGAUGAUGACGAUGAAGAGGAUGAAGACUAUGAGAUUAGCGACGAACCUGCACCGGAAGAUGAGAACGAUAAUGCUGAAGAGGAGGAAGAGGACGACGAGUUUGGACAUCAAAGCAUUGGACCAAAGGCUCAUCUGGGAAGUUUCAAUCGUGUCAUAUUCCCUUACGUGAGUAAGAAGCAGAAACAACAUUUGAGAAAAGAAAAUAUCAGAGUCAGAUCUGUUACUGUUACUGAAGAGUGUGAUGAGGAAGAACCUACAGAAGCACUGCAAUAUUAUGAUUACGACACAAAUGGAGUUGACAUAUCAUUUGGAAAUAUACACAACACACAAAUUGAUCACUUUAUAAAAUUGAUAAUAAUAAACCUUAUACUUUUAUUUAUUAAUUUUUGACAU
Vespa mandarinia (Asian giant hornet) is the source of this 1804-nucleotide messenger RNA. RefSeq lists its product as uncharacterized. NCBI's taxonomy places the organism in Eukaryota, Metazoa, Arthropoda, Insecta, Hymenoptera, Vespidae. The record is from RefSeq and is a predicted model, not a curated record.